This is a messenger RNA of Musca vetustissima, 1023 nucleotides long. RefSeq names its product tRNA (cytosine(38)-C(5))-methyltransferase (gene Mt2). The record is from RefSeq and is a predicted model, not a curated record. Bases 1 to 1023 code for a protein of 340 amino acids. Lineage: Eukaryota; Metazoa; Arthropoda; Insecta; Diptera; Muscidae. Gene Ontology annotation, molecular function: methyltransferase activity. The transcript has 2 exons.
AUGGAUUUAAAAAUAUUGGAACUAUUUAGUGGUAUUGGAGGAAUGCAUUAUGCCUUUGAGUACUCUCAACUUAAGGGUGAAGUUUGUUCAGCAAUGGACAUAAAUACGGUGGCGAAUACUGUAUAUGCCCACAAUCAUCCGUCGACUCCAGUGCUGAAUAACAAUAUACAAAAACUCAGUGCGAAAACUUUGGACAAAUUACAAAUCAAUACGAUAUUAAUGUCUCCGCCAUGUCAGCCGCAUACACGUGUUGGUCAGAAACGUGAUAUCGAAGACAAUCGUUCGGAUGCUUUAAAUCACAUCUGUGAGUUGUUACCCAUGUGCCCCUCUGUACAAUAUAUCCUUAUGGAAAAUGUCAAAGGAUUUGAAGAAUCAAUGGCCAGAGCGAAAUACGUUGAAGCAUUGGAAAAAUCCGGUUUCUAUUAUCGAGAAUUUAUUUUAACGCCCACACAAAUGGGUAUACCCAAUACACGGCAUCGUUAUUAUUGCAUAGCAAGAAAAGGCAAUGAUUUCCAAUUUAGUGGUGGGCAAAUUUUGACAACACUACCAGUCGAUAAUGCAAAUUUUGAAACCAAAACACUGCCAUCAUUGUUGGAACCACCUUCAUCCGAUGAAUUUCUGUUGGAACAAAAAAUUUUAAAACGGCGAGUGUGGUUAUUGGAUAUUGUCACAAAUGAAGCAACAAAUACAAUGUGUUUUACCAAGGCCUAUACCCAUUAUUGUGAGGGAACUGGUUCGGUGUAUUGUCCACUGUCAUUGGAAGAAAUGCAAGAAAUUUUUGGCAAAUUGAAACUAAUGGACGAAACUCAAAGCAGCUGUGCUGAAGAGCCAACAUAUUUGGAAUUAUUACAUAAAUUAAAAUUACGUUAUUUUACACCACGUGAAGUCUCCCGAUUAAUGUGUUUCCCCGACUCGUUUCAAUUUCCACCCGAGACAACAAAUCGUCAAAAAUAUCGUUUACUAGGAAAUAGUAUAAAUGUACAAGUUGUAGGUGAAUUAAUAAAGUUGAUGUGCAAAGUGUGA